This is a messenger RNA of Verruconis gallopava, 2201 nucleotides long. RefSeq lists its product as uncharacterized. Bases 269 to 1831 code for a protein of 520 amino acids. Lineage: Eukaryota; Fungi; Ascomycota; Dothideomycetes; Venturiales; Sympoventuriaceae. The transcript has a single exon. The record is from RefSeq and is a predicted model, not a curated record.
GCAUGUUGCUGAAUCGAGCUGCUGAGCCUGCGUGAUUCUAUCGUUGGAAAUUUCUUCAUUCUUCUUCGUCUUCUCCACCUCUCAUAAUAGUAUCGCAUUCGCUCGUUUCGUCCUGGUUGUUUUUUUUUCCUCUUCAAUCGUCAUUUCUGCUCUCUUGUGCCACGCCCGUUACCGCAUUUCAGCGGUCCGGCUCGAAUCGACUCCGCCGAUCACGAACCCCGUCGCACACGAAGGAGCCUUGAAUGCCAUAGGAAGUCCGAGGCCCGCCAUGUGGCAGAAAGCUGCCUUCCUUGCGUUUUUUGCAGACCUGUGUCUAGCACAGAGAGGAGCGAUAUUAGAUUUCCACGGUGAAGACCGCAGUCGUAUCGAUGGUCGAUCUCCCGCUGACGAACCGAUAGCUCGAAGAUGGAGCGCACUCGCCGCUUUCGCUUCCGAGUCGACAGUACGCAGCGGCGACAAUGAGAUCCCAUCGCCGCAGUCACUGCAUACGUCCUCGUCAGACAACACGCUCAAUACCUUCGACCUUAGAUCUGCGCAAGACGAAGCAUUGCCUGAUGGCGUCUUCACCACCGUUCUCUAUCCGUCCGUGCCGACUGAGGCGCCAACUGGUGUCAUGGUACCUACCGUCAUCACGUAUACGGGCAACUUCGACAGCGCCGUGGUGCCAACGGGCUACAUAUUAGAGACGCCGGCCGUGCCAGCGCCUACACCAGGCGGAAGCGCUGGUCCGCAAACAGAGUUUCCAACACAACCCGUCCCUACACAGGCACCGACAGAAGGCCCGUCAAUCGGCACAUUCCCCCGACCCAGCGACCAGUCGCACGGAGGAGUUCCCACCAGCUCCAUGGGCUCCAGCAAGAUGUCAGCACGACCAAACUCACACAGCGCUUCGCCUACCUCAACACUCUCUAGCACCCAUUCAAGUACACACUCUACGUCUUCGGGAUUGUCCACAAGUACGUCGUCCUCGUCACGGACGAGCAGCUCCUCAAGUGCGUCGGCAUCGGGUACGAACCUGUCCACCAGCAAAAACGGUGCCAACACGCAAGGCCCUGAUCGCAAUCCGCACCUCUCUCAAGGCGCUGUCGCAGGUAUCGCCGUAGGCGCUGUGGCCUUCACCGUUAUGCUAGCAGGUGUAUUCCUGCUGCUGUUGCGUCGCCGAACACGGCCAAAAACACCGGAUUCGCCCACGAUCUAUCCACAGGAGGCGUACCUGUACGACCCACCGAUUACUCCGCCUCCCUCAGGUCCAGGAGCCGCAGGCGCGGAAGCACCGCGGAAUGUUCCUCGUCCUCCAACGCCCGAGAUGGGAAUGACAGAGCGCUCAGGACUCCUUGCGGGAGCCGGCGCCGUGGCUGCCGCUGGUGCUGCUGCGCGGAGCAGGAGAGGGACCAUGAGCGGCAACAACUCGCCGGCCCUGCGGCCUACGGGCACAAACGGCUACACACCCGUCGAAACACGUGACAUCACCGAGUUAAGUGCUGAUAAUCCUUUCAUGGACCCUCCAAAUGCAUUCCAAGGCAUCGGCAACCCGCAGGCGUGGCCGCUGAAUCCAAAUGCACCCAGCGGCUUGGGCACGCCACCGGGCAGCGCCGCUGGGCCUCGAAACGUCACAGCCGCAGCCGCAGACACAGAUCCCGUGGAGUCGCGCAGCCAGACCCCCGGUUCCAUGUACAGAGACAACCCCGGCAGGCCAUCCAUCGCAGGCGUAGGCAGCCCGAGAUAUGAGCGGAGAAUCAGCUCAAAUGCCAUCAACAGCGGUGUUACCGGCCCCACCGGCUACAACCCUGCCAUGCAAGAGGCCCGCCGAGCCUGGGGCAUGGAGGACUAAACCGGCCCGACUGGACCAGUGUGCGGAAAUCCCUUCUUAUUUUGUUGAUAAUUCAAAAAUGCAAAGCAUGGCGUUUGGACGGGCCAGGAAUAUUUUGGCGGGAGUACCUUGCAUUGGUUUUCAUCAAGCUGUGAAAUAGAGCUACCAGGGACGAAUGGACGAUUCCAGGGUCCGCAGGCGUUCUCACAUCUGGGUUGGGUUGGCGUUAAAAAACGUAUCAGGGCUAUGUAUUGUGUAUAUGAUACAAGUGACGCCGGGAACAAUGUGUAAUGAUACUCCGAAACAAAGCUGUUAAGGCCUGUUUCACAAACGAGCUUUUAGAUUAUGGAUGACAACGUUGAAAUACAGUUUGUACGAAAGCCAAAAAAAA